Messenger RNA from Condylostylus longicornis, 686 nucleotides. RefSeq names its product ribonuclease P/MRP protein subunit POP5 (gene Pop5). Bases 186 to 620 code for a protein of 144 amino acids. Gene Ontology annotation, cellular component: ribonuclease P complex. The transcript is spliced from 3 exons. NCBI's taxonomy places the organism in Eukaryota, Metazoa, Arthropoda, Insecta, Diptera, Dolichopodidae. Gene Ontology annotation, biological process: tRNA 5'-leader removal. Gene Ontology annotation, molecular function: ribonuclease P RNA binding. The record is from RefSeq and is a predicted model, not a curated record.
UUUGUUUGUUUGUAUACAUUACAUUUAUUAUUUAUUAAAACUUAUUAAACCGAAAUUUCUAUACCUAAAUAUAAACCUGUAAAAGUAAUCUUUAUGCAAGUGCAUACUACUGCUCCAUUUGUUGUCUAGGAGAAUUGAAUAAAAACCAUUUAUGAAAUUCGUUAAUAAAUAAAUCAGAGCAAAACAUGGUUCGUUUAAAAAAUAGGUAUAUAGUUGGAAAAAUUAUUCCUGAGAAAGAUGAGAAAUCAGUUUCAUUUAAUGAAAAUUUAAUUACACAAAAUGUAUUAAGUCAAGUAGAAAAAAAUUAUGGAAUCUUUGGAAAAUCAGCAUUAGAAAAUGGUUUCAGAAUUAAAUAUUGUAAUGAUGAAACAAGAAUAGUUAUAAUAAGAUGUAGACAUGGUCCACAUAGAUUUGUUACAAGUAUUCUACCAUUAAUGUUGGUGUUUGGAAAUCAUCGAGCAAAAUUUAGUAUACUUUAUAUUGGAGCAACAAUAAUGCAAUGUAACAAGUUUAUUAUUAAAUAUCAAAGGAAUUAUUUGAAUCAAGUUGUUAGUGAAAUAAAAUCUGCAAAAGAGAGACAAGAUUUUAUUGAUAAUGUUAUGGAUUUUGAUUUGGAAUAAUAAUAUUGUUUUUAAAUAUAAAAAUUAAUAUUGUUUAGAUUUAGUAUAAAUAAAUAUGUAUUAGAA